AUGUCCUCGUUGGCUCCAGGCAUCUCUCGCUCCUCCAUCGACGACAGCAUCGCAAAAGAUGCGCCUGCAUCUGGUCAGAAACGCCGGCUGCUGCUCGUCUACGUCCACGGCUUUCUAGGCUCUGAGACCAGUUUCCACGAUUUCCCCAGGCACGUCCACGAUGCUGUUCGACUCCUCGUCGACGAGUCGCAUGAUGUCUAUACCAAAGUGUAUCCGCGGUACAAAACUAGAGGGAAUAUGAGUAUUGCCCGGGAUAACUUUAGCCAAUGGCUAUCACCACACGAAGCCCCAGACUUGGAUAUCAUCCUGCUCGGUCACAGUCUGGGAGGGAUCGUGACUGCAGAAGUUGCAUUGCUCGAAGACGACAGCAACGCGUGUAAACAUCGCAUUCUCGGUCUGAUCAACUUUGACGUCCCUUUUCUCGGUCUGCAUCCACGCGUGAUCCCGACUGGCAUUGGGAGUCUGUUUGAAAAGAAGCAGGACGAGAACGAAGACUCUGGGUCGGGUGCAGAUCAAAUAGCACCGCCCGAAGAUGAUCCCCGAUUCGAUCCAUCUUUCGACAAUGACGUCCAUCUCACUCAGUGGAAAGGAUGGGGUGGUGUCCGACAUUUCAUCUCGAAAUAUUCCAACCAUCUGUCACGGUCGAUUCCGCGAUAUGUCCAGUCCUUCUACGACCAUGCGGGAUGUAUGCACAACUAUCCAGAGCUGAUUAAAAGAUACAAAAGACUUGCUCGCCUGGAGGAUCCCGAGAAUCGUGAACAUGAUUCUAUGUAUCGAGUCAGAUUCGUCAACUACUAUACAGCAAGUACAGGGACAUUCAAAAAAGAUUCCAAAAAGGAAUUGGAGGAAACGAACAGCGAUCGGGAUGACGGAGACGAACAAGACGCAACCGAAGAGAAAGAUUUGGAGUUGAAGCCAGAGGAUGCUGCGUUGGAAACAACCAAGUCGGAUUCGACAACUGCCAAAACGGAAUCCAAAUCCGACUCAGACACUGUAAAGACGGAGAAGAGUGAAUCUACAUCCAAUGACGGCAAAAGCCUUCGCAAGUUCUGCUACAUCCCCAAAGACGAUCGCUGGACUCCGAUGUGCAUGGAGAACAUGAACGAAGUCGACGCGCACCAGUCCAUGUUCUUCCCUCGCUUCUCGCACUAUGAAAAGCUGGUCAGCUCGACGGCAGAGCGCAUCGAGCAGUGGAUUCAGGACGACUUGACCAGCCGUUUCAUCGACGAGUACUCUGAGCUAUAG
Messenger RNA from Aspergillus wentii DTO 134E9, 1245 nucleotides. RefSeq lists its product as uncharacterized. Bases 1 to 1245 code for a protein of 414 amino acids. The transcript has 2 exons. The record is from RefSeq and is a predicted model, not a curated record. Lineage: Eukaryota; Fungi; Ascomycota; Eurotiomycetes; Eurotiales; Aspergillaceae.